UCGUUUUUCUCGCGACGACCUACAAAACAAAAACCCCUUUUGCACUGCACACCAAAACACACAGAGAAUACCUUCGUUUCCCUAUCAAUGGCGAACUUACAGACCGCCAAAGGAGACUCGGCUUUGAGAUACGCCUUCGGGAAUGUCCUCGCCUUUUUUAUCCUUCUUUUGAUCGGCGUUCUCGCGUUCUCGAUCCGUAUUUUCUCUGUUAUAAAGUAUGAGAGUGUUAUUCAUGAGUUUGAUCCUUAUUUUAAUUACAGAGUCACUCAGUUUUUAUCAAAGAAUGGAAUAUAUGAGUUUUGGAAUUGGUUCGAUGAUCGGACCUGGUAUCCUCUUGGACGUGUGAUUGGUGGAACAGUUUAUCCUGGCUUGACCUUGACUGCCGGCACACUAUGGUGGUUGUUGAACUCCUUGAAUAUUCCUUUAUCUGUUGAGACUGUUUGUGUAUUCACGGCACCUAUUUUCUCUGCAUUUGCUUCAUGGGCUACUUACCUUUUGACCAAGGAAGUGAAAGGUGCUGGUGCCGGACUGACAGCAGCAGCUCUUUUGGCCAUGGUUCCAUCAUAUAUAUCUCGUUCGGUGGCUGGCAGCUAUGAUAAUGAAGCUGUAGCUAUAUUUGCUCUGAUCUUCACGUUCUAUCUCUAUAUAAAGACUUUGAAUACAGGAUCUCUCUUCUAUGCCACCUUGAAUGCCUUAGCAUACUUCUACAUGGUUUGCUCAUGGGGAGGAUACACCUUUAUAAUUAAUCUUAUCCCUAUGCAUGUGCUUCUGUGCAUUGUGACUGGUCGGUACUCUUCUCGGUUAUACAUUGCAUAUGCUCCUCUUGUGGUUUUGGGAACUCUUUUGGCUGCAUUGGUGCCUGUUGUGGGCUUUAAUGCAGUCCUGACAUCGGAACAUUUUGCAUCAUUUUUGGUUUUUAUCAUCAUCCAUGUGGUGGCUUUUGUACAUUAUAUCAAAGGGAUCCUUUCUCCAAAAAUGUUUAAAGUAGCUGUUACACUUGUUAUAUCUGUUGGCUUGGCAGUCUGUUGUGCUGUGAUGGCAAUUCUAAUAGCGCUGGUAGCUUCCAGCCCAACAAAAGGAUGGAGUGGGCGAAGUUUGAGUCUGCUUGAUCCAACCUAUGCAAGCAAGUAUAUACCAAUUAUUGCCAGUGUCAGUGAACAUCAACCCCCUACAUGGCCUUCUUACUUCAUGGACAUUAAUGUGUUGGCAUUCUUGGUCCCGGCUGGGAUAAUUGCAUGCUUUAUGCCUUUGUCUGAUGCAAGCUCCUUUGUUCUCCUUUAUAUUGUGACAUCUUCAUAUUUUUCUGGAGUCAUGGUGCGUCUGAUGCUUGUGUUUGCUCCAGCAGCAUGUAUAAUGUCUGGAAUUGCCCUUUCUGAAGCUUUUAGUGUUUUUACACGAUCAAUUAAGUUUCAGCUGCCGGGACUGUCAGAGAGUUCUCAAAUUGAUGCAGGGGAUGUUAGUUCAAGCAAUAGUAUAGCACAAAAUGAUGCAGAAAAAACUGAGAAAACCGAAGAUGUCGCAAAAGAACGACCUUCCAAAAAGAAUAAAAAGAAGGAAAAAGAGAUUGCGGAGAAGCCAUCCAUUAGAGCGAAAAUUCAGAAAAGGCUUCUUGUUUUACCUUUUGAGGCAUCUAUCUUUGGUAUUCUAUUACUUGUGUUGCUCGGUGCUUUCUAUGUGAUCCAUUGUGUCUGGGCAGCAGCAGAAGCAUAUUCCGCACCUUCUAUUGUGUUGACAUCUAAUUCACCUGAUGGGGGUCUACAUGUUUUUGAUGAUUUUAGAGAGGCAUAUGCAUGGCUAAGCCACAAUACUGAAGUGGAUGAUAAAGUUGCAUCAUGGUGGGACUAUGGUUAUCAAACAACUGCAAUGGCUAACCGAACUGUUAUUGUUGACAAUAAUACCUGGAAUAAUACACAUAUUGCAACUGUUGGCACUGCCAUGUCUUCUCCUGAAAAGGCAGCCUGGGAAAUCUUUAACUCCUUGGAUGUAAAAUAUGUACUAGUUGUCUUUGGAGGUCUUGUUGGCUACCCGAGUGAUGAUAUAAAUAAGUUCUUGUGGAUGGUUCGUAUUGGAGGGGGGGAGUUCCCUCAUAUCAAAGAAUCUGAUUACCUGAGAGAUGGGCAAUAUCGGAUUGAUUCUCAAGCUACACCAACCAUGUUAAACAGUCUCAUGUACAAACUUUCAUAUUACAGGUUUGUGGAAACAGAUGGUAAAGCAUAUGAUAGAGUCAGACGAACAGAGAUCGGGAGAAAACAUUUUAAACUCACCCAUUUUGAGGAGGUAUUCACAACGCACCAUUGGAUGGUUCGAUUAUACAAACUGAAACCUCAAAAGAACAGGAUCCGAGGAAAGGCCAAAAAGAAAUCGAAAACAAGCUCAACUUCUAGCUCUAAGAAAACUGGAGCUAGUAAAAGGAAUCCAUGGCAUUAGAUGACAUUUUUACAGGGUAAUACUCUUAGAUUCCUGUAUCUCAUAUUCAGUACGCAAGAGCAUUCGGAGAGGCGUCACUGAUGCGUUUAUUAAUUAUUUAACAUAUGAGAUGCGAUUAGUAGAUUAAAAGAUUUUGCAGUUUUUCAAUUGAUCAUGUAAUAGUUUCAUAUUUCUUAUAACAUUUGUGUUGUAAGUUGUAACAAACGCUAAUCAAUUUUGGACCCAAUAACUUAAA
Mercurialis annua (annual mercury) is the source of this 2662-nucleotide messenger RNA. Its product is annotated as dolichyl-diphosphooligosaccharide--protein glycosyltransferase subunit STT3A. The record is from RefSeq and is a predicted model, not a curated record. Gene Ontology annotation, cellular component: membrane. Gene Ontology annotation, molecular function: oligosaccharyl transferase activity. Bases 88 to 2427 code for a protein of 779 amino acids. The transcript is spliced from 23 exons. NCBI's taxonomy places the organism in Eukaryota, Viridiplantae, Streptophyta, Magnoliopsida, Malpighiales, Euphorbiaceae.